Molecule: messenger RNA, 2507 nt
Organism: Fragaria vesca subsp. vesca
Lineage: Eukaryota; Viridiplantae; Streptophyta; Magnoliopsida; Rosales; Rosaceae
Exons: 7
Coding region: 229-2211 (660 amino acids)
Molecular function (GO): ubiquitin protein ligase activity
Source: RefSeq, a predicted model, not a curated record
UUACGGUUAUCUCUUCCCGACCAAUGUUAAUAUUAUAAAACAAAAACUGAAACCCACAAGCAAAACAAGGUCCGAGCCAAACGUUUCAUCGACGCAAUUUCAUUCUCACUCUCUCUCACUGUUCUCCUCCAAUUUUAGUUUAUGCUUCUAUAUUUCUGAUCCACCUGUGGAUACCAUAUAGUGUCGUCUGCACUUUAUAAGGUUAUAAGGGGGAAGUUCCUGUCCCUAAUGCAAGGUCAAGGGAGUGGCAUUGAUACUUUUUCAGAAAUCACUGAUGUUGGUCUCGGACCUGUUUCCAACAGUACUGGUGAACCUAGCUCUAGAUUGAAUUUGCAAAACACGGUCAAUGAUGGUGGGACAAGAAUGGAACAUGGUUGGUCGGCUCCACAUAGUGCUUGUCCUGUGAUUGCUCAAAGGCCAGAAGACAGACGAAUUGAGCCAAAUAUCCUUUUUCCUGGGAGAUCACUUAUUGGCCUUGGUGGCAAUCAGAUUCCAGGUGGGCCUUCUUUUUCAGAAGGUUCUAGCUCUAAUUAUAUCCCUCAGCAUGUAAAUUUAAAUGCAGGGUAUGUGGAAAAUAGUGGUAAUUAUGGGCAUGUUAUGGAAGCUGAUACAGAUCCUAAAUUCUACAAGUCAAGUGGAUUAGGAGCAGAACAUACAUUUCCUGGCAGUGCUUCACAUGAUAUUGUUGGGACUUCGUCCGGAAGCUCUGAUUAUAUGGUUGGGGAAGAUGAUGGUAAUCCAAGCUCUUCUUUUGGCAAUUGGGGUUUAUCCUGUAAGCGAAAGGCUCUUGAGGGUACGUCAGGGCAGUCUUAUCCCGGUGGAAGUUCUAGCUCAUUUCCUCAACCUGAAAAUCAACCAUGGAAUACUGAUCCUGCAUGUUAUAAUCCUUCUAGUAGUUUAAGUUUAUCUACGCCCCGUAGUUCUCCUAGUGGCAUUCCUUCAGAACAGCAGAGCUCAAGAACGAGGAUUGGUUUGAGAGUUGGAGCAUCUGAUGCCUUUCCUUCAUUAGGUGUUACGGGAAAUGCAGAGAGCCCACUGAGACAAUAUGUUAGGGGUUUCGGUAGUACUGGGUCUCAGCAAGAAUCUGCACCAUCAAACUUAUCAUCAGCCGGAAGAUCAACUACAGUAGCUGCAACAAAUUCGGGUGCUCCCCAAAGCCAGUCACCUGCAAUGCAUAUGAACGGUUCAUCGGGAAACAUGCUUCCUUUCCCUUGGAAUGGUGCUUCCAGUUCACGAGUGGGCAGCUUAUCAGGCUCUCUUAUGUCCGGAUAUAUAGGUGCUGAGUUAAGAGAAGAAGCAAGCUCACGAAGCAUUCCUAGAAACAAUGUGGAGCACCCCAUGUUUGUAGCUGCUACUGAUAUGAGAAAUUCAUCACAGGAUCCAACAGGUUGGAGUUUAGCCCCCGGAGACUUGAGCACUUCUGUAGGUGCUCCUUCCUCUGCAAGAAUUGGCUCCAAUUCCAGCAUUCAUUCUUUGCCUAAUCCCUCAUGGAUCCCUCUUCCAACAGAAAAUCAAAGGAUAACUGAAUAUGCACCUUGGUCUUUGUUUCCAUCUAUAGAUUCUCAACCUGGAGGUCGUACUCAUUAUAAUCCAAUACCACCAGGACCUUCUGCUUCCACUCAGGAUUCUCGAACUUCUUCUGGACCAAGUAAUCAGGGUCGUCGACAACCACUUCAUAGGUCAGCGUUCUUGUUGGAUAGACAAGGUGAUGAUGUGCUUAAUAUGCCCCAUUCGCUGCGUGCAUUAGCAGCUGACAAUGAUGGGAGGCUCCGCCUUGUGUAUGAGAUUCGUCAAGUUUUGAAUGCCAUGCGCAGGGGCGAGAACUUACGAGUCGAGGAUUAUAUGCUCUUUGACCCAUAUAUUUAUCAUGGCAUGGCUGAGAUGCAUGAUAGGCACAGAGACAUGCGGCUUGAUGUUGACAACAUGACUUACGAGGAGCUGUUAGCACUGGGGGAGCGUAUAGGAGACGUUAGCACUGGACUGAGUGAGGAGACCAUAUUGAAAUUGAUGAAACAGAGAAAGUGUGUGUCUGUUAUGACAGAAUUCCCAGCAGACAUGGAACCCUGCUGUAUAUGUCAGGAGCAAUAUGCUGAUGGGGAUGAUAUUGGCAGACUGGAUUGUGGGCACGAUUUCCACACCAACUGCAUUAAACAGUGGCUAAUGCAGAAGAAUCUGUGCCCAAUUUGUAAAACGCCAGCCUUGGUGACAUGAAAGGGAAGAUGCGAAACCAAUAUGUCCCAGCCUGCAAUUUGAUUUUCUUGCUGUAUUGUUAAAUCCAAAUGUGGGUUGGAGAAUCUACACUCCCUUUUGUCUGAAACCGGGUUAUUUAUGCAUGAAGUACUCUUGGUUUGAUAAAAAGAGGGCAAGAGAAACAGUCCAUACAAAAAUAAAAAAGGAGACUGCUAAUGAUCAUGAAAGGAUUUGUUUCUCGGUUAGAAAGCAAUACCUUUUAAUUGUAUGACAAUAAUGAAUAUAUUGGAAUAACAUUUCAUCUGACAGUAUGAACC